CGGCUCAGCGGUGUGCCUCAGGUCCGGCGGCGGCAGUGGCAGAUACAAGUUCCAUAACAUUAUUUGAGACAUGGGGUGUGGUAGAUGUUCCUGGUAUAAGUCUUCAGCUAUUCCUUUCUGUUGAUUAGGAUUACUUUCUUAUUUUAGGGAAUGAGUGCUUUAUAUUUUUUUUUCAGAGAACACAGAGAAUAGACAUGUUCAACCAAAGGAUUCAGGGUCAUAAGAUCAGGUUCUCCUUUUCAGCAAGCUACAGACAGUGCAAUCUUAGCCAAGGCCCCCUUUAAUGCUCUGGUACAUCUAAGAAAGUAGGUAGACUUUAUAUUAAAGAUUGUGUACGUUUGUGGCACUCCCCAUGGUGCAAGGGUGAAGUGCAUGCACAUUAUUUUGGAAUGAUUUUUGCACCAGGACAAAGAGGUAUUUCAGCUACACACUGAAAAGUGUUUGUGCAGCCACUGCUAGCCUGGUCUCUAGCAAGCAUGCACAAGCACAUGCCCACUUUACAUCACACAAGCAGUGAUGUUUGGGUUGCCAUGACAGGGAAAGAUACUAAAAUUUGCUUCUCUAUUGGUUUCUUACCCAGGUUCUUUGAACCCCUAAGGUUAAACCAGAAGCAUAGUGAGAGUACGAGUUCUUCAAGUAUGCUACUGCCUACAAGCUAUGAUUUUGAAUAACUUGAUCAACUGCAAAUCUGGGUGUGAAAUACAAUUUGAAAAAUAUUUAUUCUUACAGGUAUUUCUGUACUGACCAAUAGCUUGAAGCUCUCCGGGCAAUUACAAAAGCACAUAGGAUACAAUAAAGAUACAGUAUAAAAUACAGAUAACAGUAAAAACAUCAUAAAUUACAGGACAGAAUGUAAAUACUGCCCUCUCACAUCCCAAAAAUACCUAUUAUGAGAGAAGAUAGUAGUUUUCCAUUCUGACUGCUUCCCAUGCUUUGAAAGAAACAAAAAGGCAGAGGUAACCAAAGUAUAUAAUAAUAACCUCCUGAUUUUGGUUUCAGGUGCAAAGAGUUUAUUCUGGAUUGUUGGGCUAGGUGGACAUCACCCUGUCAGUAUUUAAAAGCUCCUUUUUCAAUUUAUUGGGUUUUGGGUUUGUUCAGCAGAAAAGCUCCCAAAUAAGGAUUGAUGUUGUUCUGACCUGUGGUGGGGAGGUCUGCUUUUAAGUUCAAAUUCAGUUUGACUUCUUGUUCUUUGACCUUCUUCUGUUUUGUUUGGUUUUUUGUUUUGUUUUGUUUCUCCUCUGAAGACUUCCUUUCCUUGUUAAAUUUCAGUUAUCUUUCUCUUAACUGCACAAAGGGUUACCAUUUUCCUAGUAAUAAAAGAAGUUAAAGGAAAUGUUUAAAAAGGAUUCUGAGCCUAGGACAGUUCCGGCUUUGGGAGAAUACACACACCUUCCCUUGCUUGUGUCAGGAAGAGAGAUUAGCCAUGGAAUUUGGGGGAAUGUUUUGUUGUCUGUGCUUGCCUGUCCAGUCUCCACUGUAAUUCCCCUAACCCAGCUUGUCUCCCAAAACCAGAUGGCUCCUGCUGCAAGGGCAUUAGGGAGGUCUUCAGAAUCUGCAGGUCUCCACUGGAGUUCUCGCCCUCUUCAGCUUGUUUAUUCUCUCCCAGGGAAGCCACAGCUGAUCUGGUCUCAUUCCUGUUUUUGUUGGCUCAUCUUCUUUAAUAACAACAACAAUAAAAUAAACAAGCUCUCAGUGUUAAGUGGACUAUCCUGCCCUGGUUACACUCUGCCUCUUUGUUCAUCACUCCUGCUGAUAAACUGGAGUAUAAGAAUUAAUAGCCUUCUCUCCCCAUGUCUGUAAUGAAAUGAGGCCAACUUUUAACCUAUGCCCGCAGGUCUGACUUUGAAGACCCUCUGUGUCACACUGUAAUAUUUUUUUCAUGAAGUGUUCUUAAAAGAGCGUAACAGAGGACAUCCGAUUUUGCCCGAACACCUACCGGCCUGUAGCAUAAGGGUGAGCUGAGGGUGAAAAGAAAAUGUGGGUUAGAUUUGAAAGAAGCUGAAGUAUGGUCAAUAUGUUUUAAGGAAAGAGAACCAGAAUCGCAUCAAAAUGAACAGAAGUAACCUACUACACAGAUGUACCACAAGAUAACCUUGAUAUUCCCAAGGAAAUCCCUAGGAGGUGAUUUGCAAUGAGUAGACAAGGCCUCCAUGAUGAAUUAGACACAUCUUAGGAGCAAGGCAAUAGUGGACAUUGAAGGAAGAGCUGGAAAAGCUGGGGAAGAUCUCUUCAGCAGCUGGAAUAUACAUCCAGUUUGUUUCAGUUCCCCAAGAGAAGAACCAGUUUCUGAAAAAAGUCUAGCUCGUCUGGGGAAUCAUAAAGUUUUGAGAGCGCUGUGCAUUUUCAAGUUUUCAAGGAAUCUUGGGGAUUUAUCUUCUUCAACUCCCACCUGUCCCCCACCUGGUGGAUACUGGAGCCAAUGGAUCAGAAAUAAUUCUGGGAAGAAGUGGCAACAAGCUGCUUGUGCUGUUCAUUUUGAAAUAGGAAUGAUUCUUAGGCUGUCAUGUGUCUCAGUGCUUAGAGUUGAGGCUGUUUAAGGAGCUUCUGGCUGCAAAUCUUCUUGCUUUGGCUAAGUAUGUGAGAUCAUGUUGGGCUUGUAAAGUCUUAACUUCUCAUGUGAUUAUGCCUUGAUGUGCCCUGUGAGGUCUCGCAAAUGGCAAUAUAACUGUGCUUUAGAGGCAGAGGGGCUGGAAAUGUGUUUGCUAGUCAGUGUAAGGCAGUAAUUUGCCCCUUGUGUCACUUUUUUGUCAGUCUUCUGAUAGUGGUGUCCAGGAUGCAGCUUACAUUGGUUCUGUCUAUUGUUGUUCAUUCUUAGGCCAAGCUGUUCUAAACCCUUCAGCCUCACUUAUUCACAGUUCUGCAAAGGCUUGUGACCUUGGCUUCCUGUCACUCCCACCCUUGUAGCUCGUCCUUUCCAACCUCUUGCAAUGCCUCUCAAUCAGUCACAGUGAGCUCGUGACACUCCAAGCUCUUUGCUCUUGUCUGUAAUCCCAUUUACUGCUUGUGGCCCUGUUGACAGGAUUGACAAGUGUGCCUGUGAUGUGCUGCACUUAACCAGUGGGUGGGUGACUUGAUAUUUCUUCUUACAAGUAGGUAGCUUUAAAAUAAAUAAAUUAUAUUCUGCAAUCAGAAAAUUAAAUUCUGUACUGCAAGGUUAUUGCAGUAUAGUGGUACAAUUUUACCUGCAGAAUUUUACGAGUAUUAUCAAUGACUUGGAGGAACCAAUGGGGGAAAUUGAAGGCAGUACAUUGGACAAUUGAUGGAAGUUGUAGCAUAUGAAAUAACAUAGGAGGACUUCUGUCCUGACAGGCAGCCUAGAAAUAUUUUAAAUACAUAAAUAAAGAGACACUGUGGGGCUUGAUACAAAGUAUUUUGUGGUGUAACCCAUGAGAUUUUUUGAUGUUUGCAGAAGCUGCCAUGAUGUGUCCAGUUUUCUUUUUUAAUCCACAACCAUAAGGACUAGGAACUUAUCUUUAAAUUAGAGAGGAUGGAAUUCUAAGAAUUUUGAAGCAGCUCCACUUGAAUCAAAUUCUAUGAAGAUGGCAGGCAUACACAUAUUUCUAACCGCUGUCAACAGACUAAUCACAACCUAAUAGUCUCAGAAUGUAGUCUUUGAGAUGUGUGGGAAAGAUGAGUAUAAUGACAGGGUUCAAUCUCAGCCAUCACUUCCCUUUGCAUAGCCUGGUGGAGUCACUCACCAUAGUAGCAGUAUCUUCUUAAGCAGUAUCUUCAAAUAACGGCCAAAUAAGGCCAUACCCCUUUCCCUAGACGUGCAGAAGCAGCACAGCUUUUCUUUUAGCAGUGACAUGUGAAUUGACACUGUUUUCCCUUGUCCUGUUCUUGCCUCUCAUGUGGGGACAGCACUUCUGGGUAUGAGAUUUCUCUCUCUCUCUCUUUCUUUGCAUCCCAGAGAAAUGGAUUGGAACCAGUUAACAGCUGGCCCUUUCCCUGCUGAUGCUGAGUGUUUGACUUGAGGGUGCUGAGCUGACCUGCUGUGCUCUCAGUCUGGAAUGUCAUAUGCUUGUCAUGUGGAGGGAGCUUCCCACCAGAGCCCCAGGGCUUAUUCUCUGUAGCCAGCAAAGGAGAGCUGGACCCAUCAAACAAGGAGGUUGCUAAAUCAGCUGUCUUGAGCUGUACAAGAGCCUUUUGUUCUCAUUCUCUGGGUUCUUUUUGUGCCUUAUCUGGUUUCUCUCCUUCACACCCCUCACUCCCUCUUAUGCUCUUUUUGCAGCCUCUCCAGGCUCCCCGGCUUUUUGGGCUUAGAAGGCAGCUAGCUCCCACAGAGGGUAUCCUGUAUUUUCAGGCCCCAUGUGUUUGGCUGUUUGUCUCUGUAUCUCUUACUCAUUUCCUUCAUUCAAUAGCAAUAAUGUUAAUGGCAAGACAAGGUAGCCAAGUGUUGCCAAAGCAAAUCCAUCAAAUACUUCUCAGCAGCACCCCCAAGCCCUCGGGAGCAGUUUAAGUGCAGGUCCUUUUAAUAAAGGUGGGGGCUGGUAGCUUUGGUGUGUUAAGCCGGGGAGGGAGAAGCAGGAGUCAGCGAGUAAGGAAGCAAGCAAGAGUUCAGCCUGGCCGAAUAUCCUUUCUCCUCGCCACUGGCUGGGAAAGGGAGCGUGUGUUCUCUUUGUCAGCAUCUGGCUUUGUUGAGCUGGCCAGUUCCAAACAGGAUGUUUCAUUGUUGCAGGAAACAAUUACAGAUCUAUCAUUAACCAUUGGCCUCUGAAAGGAGGAGGCUUGUGUGUAGCAGAGGGGACAGGAUGGAAUGAGAUGGCAGCCAACUGUCCUUCCACACAUGAGCCCAAAUAAAGACCUUUUCCGAGCAGGAUUGCAGCCUCCCCCCUCCUGUAAAGCCUGCCCCUCUAGAGGCUCCUGGCUGGCGGGGAGGAAGAGCCUGUGUGUGCACUGCUGCCUGCCAGCUCAGGACAGAGGUGCAUGGCUCAGUGCUUUUCAGAGAUGUUCUGCUGAGACUGAAACUCAGGGCUGGCUGCUCUCUCUGUCAGAUAUAUGUUUAGGUUAUAACAUCUGCUCCCACGUGUCAUUCCCAAGUUGAAAAUACCCUUUACAACAGAGUCUGAAAAGUGAUACAUCUCUGAGUGGGGAGAUCCUGGUGGACCCUGCUAACCCCAUUGGACGUUCAGCAUUGCAGUAUGAGAAUGUUAUCGCCCAUGAAGGCAGCUCCGUCCUGCGGGACUUAGUGCUCAGCCCUGAUCUCCAGUACCUCUAUGCCAUGACUGAGAAACAGGUGACCCGUGUGCCAGUGGAGAGCUGUGAGCAAUAUACAACGUGUGCAUUGUGUCUGGGCUCCAGGGAUCCUCAUUGUGGCUGGUGUGUCCUACACAACAUUUGCUCACGGAAGGACCGGUGUGAACGAGCUGAUGAGCUUCAGCGUUUUGCCUCAGAUCUACGCCAGUGUGUCCAGCUCACCGUUCAGCCCAAGAACAUAUCAGUCACCAAAUCAGAAGUUGAGCUGGUUCUGCAGGCCUGGAAUGUCCCUGAUCUUUCUGCUGGUGUAAACUGCUCAUUUGAAGAUUUUACCGAGUCUGAAAGUCGCAUUGAAGAUGGUAGGAUUUACUGUAGCUCUCCUUCUGCAAAAGAUGUCAUCCCUAUUACUAGGGGACAAGGUGAUAAGCGAGUAGUAAAGCUCUACCUCAAAUCCAAGGAGACUGGGAAGAAGUUUGCUGCUGUGGAUUUUGUCUUUUACAACUGUAGUGUUCACCAAUCUUGUCUAUCCUGUGUAAAUGGGUCCUUCCCUUGCCACUGGUGUAAAUAUCGUCAUAUUUGUACUCACAAUGCAGCAGACUGUUCCUUCCAGGAAGGGCGUGUCAACAUGUCUGAGGAUUGCCCACAGAUCCUUCCAUCUACCCAGAUAUAUAUCCCUGUGGGUGUGGUGAAGCCCAUCACCUUAACAGCCAAAAACCUGCCACAGCCACAGUCCGGACAGCGCAAUUACGAGUGCAUCUUCCAUAUCCCUGGUAACCCCACCCGUGUCACUGCCCUGCGCUUUAACAGCACCAGCAUCCAGUGCCAGAACACCUCGUAUUUCUAUGAAGGGAAUGACAUCAGUGACCUUCCAGUGAACCUUUCUGUGGUGUGGAAUGGAAACUUCAUCAUUGACAAUCCUCAGAAUAUCCAGGCUCACCUGUACAAGUGCUCAGCUCUGCGUGAAAGCUGUGGACUGUGCCUCAAAGCAGACCCGCGCUUUGAGUGUGGCUGGUGCGUUUCAGAAAAGCGAUGUUCCCUGCGCCAACAUUGCCCAGCCUUUGAGGGCAGCUGGAUGCAUGCUAGUAAUGGCAAUAGUCGCUGUGCAGACCCCAAAAUCAUUAAGCUGUCCCCUGAAACAGGCCCCCGGCAGGGCGGUACCCGCUUAACCAUCAUCGGUGAGAACCUGGGCCUGAAGUUUGAGGAUGUGCGCGUGGGUGUGCGGGUUGGCAAGGUGAUUUGCAUUCCCAUCGAGAGAGAAUAUAUCAGUGCUGAGCAGAUCGUCUGUGAGAUUGGAGAAGCCAGCCCUAGCAAAAUCCAAGAUGCCCCUGUGGAAGUUUGUGUCGGGGACUGUUCGCCCAGCUACAAGGCCAUAGCCCCCAAAAGCUUCACUUUUGUGGCUCCAACUUUCUCACAAGUGACACCAGCUCGUGGUCCCCUCUCUGGAGGUACCUGGAUCAGCAUAAAGGGGAAGCACCUCAAUGCAGGAAGUGACAUCACAGUGACCAUCGGAGGGCAACCAUGUGCCUUUUCAUGGAGAAAUGCUGGUGAAAUCCGGUGUAAGACACCACCUGGCCAGAGUCCAGGGGAUUCACCCAUCCUCAUCCAUAUAAACCGGGCUGUACUUAGCAGUCCUGAUGUGACCUAUUACUAUACUGAGGACCCCACCAUUCAGAAGAUAGACCCUGAAUGGAGCAUCAACAGUGGUGGGACACUGUUGACGGUGACAGGCACCAACCUGGCCACUAUCAAGGAACCCAAAAUCCGAGCCAAAUAUGGCAGUGCUGAGAGAGAAAAUAAUUGCACAGUCUACAAUGAUACCACCAUGGUGUGCUAUGCCCCCUCCAUUGACAAUCCAGUCCGGAGCCCUCCAGAGCUUGGUGACCGCCCAGAUGAGAUCGGUUUUGUCAUGGAUAAUGUCCAGUCCUUGCUGAUCAUCAACAAAACCAACUUUGUCUAUUACCCAGAUCCUGUGUUUGAGUCCCUCCCUUCUGGCAUGCUGGAGCUGAAGCCAAGCUCCCCACUCAUCUUGAAGGGCCGCAACCUGCUUCCUCCAGCUUCUGGCAAUUCCCGGCUAAACUACACUGUGCUAAUUGGUGAAACUCCCUGUGCCCUUACAGUUUCUGAGACCCAACUUCUCUGCGAGUCACCAAAUCUCACAGGACAGCAUAAAGUGACGAUCAAGGCUGGGGGCUUUGAGUUCUCCCCGGGAACACUGCAGAUCUACUCAGACAACUUGCUGACCCUGCCAGCCAUCAUUGGCAUUGGUGGGGGUGGGGGCCUCCUCUUGCUCAUCAUCAUAAUCGUCCUCAUCGCAUACAAGCGGAAGUCCCGGGAUGCUGACCGCACCCUCAAGCGUCUCCAGCUGCAGAUGGACAACUUGGAAUCUCGCGUGGCCUUGGAGUGCAAAGAAGCCUUUGCCGAGCUGCAGACAGAUAUUCACGAGUUGACCAACGAUCUUGAUGGGGCCGGCAUCCCCUUCUUGGAUUAUCGCACCUACGCCAUGAGAGUCCUUUUCCCUGGCAUAGAAGACCAUCCAGUGCUGAAAGAAAUGGAGGUACAGGCAAAUGUGGAGAAGUCUUUGACCCUCUUUGGGCAGCUUUUGAACAAAAAGCAUUUCCUAUUGACCUUCAUUCGUACCCUGGAGGCACAGCGGAGCUUCUCCAUGAGGGACCGGGGCAAUGUGGCCUCGUUAAUCAUGACAGCCCUGCAAGGGGAAAUGGAAUAUGCCACCGGAGUGCUCAAGCAGCUUCUCUCAGACCUGAUUGAGAAGAACUUAGAGAGCAAGAACCAUCCAAAACUGCUCUUGAGGCGGACAGAGUCUGUGGCUGAAAAGAUGCUGACAAACUGGUUCACAUUCCUCCUGUACAAGUUCUUAAAGGAGUGUGCAGGUGAACCUUUGUUCAUGUUGUACUGUGCCAUCAAACAGCAGAUGGAAAAGGGACCCAUUGAUGCCAUCACUGGAGAGGCCCGCUACUCCUUAAGUGAAGACAAGCUCAUCCGUCAACAAAUUGACUACAAAAUGCUGACACUGAAUUGCGUGAACCCUGAGAAUGAAAAUGCUCCUGAGAUCCCAGUCAAAGUCUUAAACUGUGACACCAUCACACAAGUAAAGGAAAAACUUCUGGAUGCUGUGUACAAAGGAGUACCAUACUCGCAGAGACCCAAAGCAGGAGACAUGGAUCUGGAGUGGCGGCAGGGCAGGAUGGCUCGGAUAAUACUGCAAGAUGAAGAUGUAACCACAAAGAUCGACAAUGACUGGAAAAGACUCAACACUCUAGCCCAUUACCAGGUGACAGAUGGUUCCUCCGUGGCACUGGUGCCCAAACAGAAUUCAGCCUACAACAUUUCCAACUCCUCCACUUUCACCAAGUCACUCAGCAGAUAUGAGAGUAUGCUCCGGACAGCCAGCAGCCCCGACAGCCUCCGUUCCCGGACCCCCAUGAUCACGCCUGAUCUGGAGAGUGGCACCAAGCUGUGGCACCUGGUGAAGAAUCAUGACCACAUGGACCAGCGAGAAGGGGAUCGUGGCAGCAAGAUGGUCUCAGAAAUCUACUUGACUCGCCUGCUUGCAACCAAGGGGACCUUGCAGAAGUUCGUUGAUGACCUGUUUGAGACCAUCUUCAGCACAGCCCACCGAGGGAGUGCCUUGCCUCUGGCCAUCAAGUACAUGUUUGACUUCUUGGAUGAACAAGCUGAUAAGCACCAGAUCAAUGACUAUGACGUCAGGCACACUUGGAAGAGUAAUUGUCUACCUCUGCGUUUUUGGGUGAAUGUGAUUAAGAACCCUCAAUUUGUGUUCGACAUUCACAAGAACAGUAUUACUGAUGCUUGCCUAUCAGUGGUGGCUCAGACAUUCAUGGACUCCUGCUCAACUUCUGAGCACAAGCUAGGGAAAGACUCUCCCUCCAAUAAACUACUGUACGCCAAGGACAUCCCCAACUAUAAGAGUUGGGUAGAAAGAUAUUAUGCAGAUAUUGCUAAAAUGCCAGCAAUCAGCGACCAAGACAUGAGCGCCUACCUGGCGGAGCAGUCACGGUUACACCUGAGCCAGUUCAACAGUAUGAGUGCGCUGCACGAGAUCUACUCAUACAUCACCAAGUACAAGGACGAGAUUUUAGCUGCUUUAGAGAAGGAUGAACAGGCCCGACGGCAACGGCUGCGGAGUAAGUUGGAGCAGGCAAUUGACACAAUGGCCCUGAGCAGCUGAAAGGGCCGAGACCACACUGCAGACUUCCCUAGCAGUGGAGACUAGAGAGAGGGCAAGCAAAUCGUGGCAGCAAAGGAAGCGAGCAGGAGUAGACGGGGGCCUAGCACAGAACCGUGCACAGAGUUUGCUGCGUCCUGGAACCCUUUACACCAAUGAGCAAGAACAACAAAGCAACCCUUAAACCAUCAUCAUGAAAAAUAGAACGAACCUGUCUAAAGACCUUUUGGAAGGAGCAACGUGGCAAAGAACCUGAAGGUCCCCAGGAGAUGCGCAAGGACGGCCAGGAAAAAGAGCUCCAGCUUGGCCGCACUGCCCCCUCUCCCCCACCAAGGCCUGUCCCAGAUCUGGCAGUGGAAGGUUGGGGGAUGCACUAACUUUAGGACAGCGUUUUUACAUUAUGGUUUUCCUGUAGCAGGCGGGUGGGCAGGCUUAUGAUUUUUCAUUCUGUUCUUGCUUCCCUUCCCACCUUGCCUGGACACUUUGGCUCUUUAUCUUCCUUUCCUUUCUCUCUCUGGCCUCCUGCCUCUAGUGUUAACUGCUAUAUUUGCACAAUUUCCAAAAAUUGGGUUUUUUUUAAAAAAAGUAAAAGCAUAGGGAUGAGGGAGGUUCUAAAUUUUCAAACAAACACUGCAGGUUUUUGUUUUGCUUUGUUUACUUGGUUGGGAUAGAAAUGGGAUUAAUGGGACUAUGAGGAUGUCCCACUAUCUUUGGUUCUUCCUACAUUUUGCCCUGUGCCAUGUUUUGUUUGAAUGUUUUUAGCACAGGCCAAAAGAGAAGCCCAUGUUUUGGAUGCUGCUUAAGAGGGUGCUGGAGGUAUAGACACAAGAAGGCAAAGAACUUCAAAAAGUAGGGAUUGCCAUGUGUAGCGAUUCACAAAGGGAGAUCUUUCCCAUUUGAUAUGACAGGCCUAGUAAAUUACUUUGUAGGAAGAGGUACACUUAAAAAGAACACUUCGAGCUUUGCCUUUUUAUACAUAAGUCUGGAUGAGCUAUUUAUAAGUUGAAUUUAGCAGCCCUUUUGAAGCUCUCCUUGCCCCAUCCGCCUUGUAUGCCCCUUGCUCAUUUGUAAGUUUUCCACUUGACAUAGCAGAACUUUCAAAUCAGCAUUUGAUCCUAAGAGGCACUGUGUAGACGGUGGGGCUGCCCAUUUGAACCGAUUCCCAGUAUUCUCUCUUCCAUUGUCAAGAAAAGCUCUUUUGGACAUAAGCCUAUGCAUGUUUCAACCUGCCGGCAGUCAUGGGCCCUUUUUCUGCCUAGACCUGCAUAGGAUUGUGGCUUUACUAGCAAAUGCAGUAGUAGGCGAUUGGGUCUGGGCCAUGCAAGAGCUCUGCAUCUGCCUGUAUUGGCUCUGUUGUCCCUCCGCAUUCCCACGGCACUGGCACUCUGCAGCAGUGUCGGCCCUGGGCAAGAGAAAUCACCAGGGCAGUCUUCAUCCAAAGAGAUGAGGAACAAAGGAUGAUCCGGCAUGGAGUUGCAGGAUAGCACUUACAGGAACAGCACGUACUGGGUUGCCCCCACCUUUUUCUUUUCCUACAGUUGGAUGUGUGCAUGAACACAUGUCUCACUAGAAUAUUUAAUUUAUACAUUAUCCCAUUUUCAGCAAAACGCCGUGCAUCUGCACAAGCAAGCAGGGACGAAGGCAAGAGAAAUGGUGUCUUGUAAUGAAAGUCGUCUUCACCUUCAACAAAACCCGAGUUAGAAAUAGUUGCAACGGAUUUGGGGGCAGGGGGUUGGCUAAUGAGAAAAGGGGAGCAGGUGCAAAGGGAGUGUGCAUCCUCAGUUGCAUGGCAAGGGGUCAGUAUCUCUCUUGUGCUGGCGUGUGGCAGCAGCCGUGAUCCUCAAGUGGAGAGAUUAAAUCCUUACAUCCUGCCAAGAAUCUGUGAGUUAGGGUGGACAACUUGUGGCCCUCCAGAUGCUCUGACUUACAACUCCCAUUAUCUGUCAUCACUGGCUAUCCUGGCUAGGCUGAUGGGAGUUGUAGGCCGCAAGUUGCCCAUCCUCAUUUUAACCAAUCUUCAGUGAAACACAAAGUUGUUAUCCAUAGCAUGUUUUGCUACCUUGGUUCCUGACCUCUCUAGGCAGUAGAGAAAUUAAAAUCUCAGUUGGAAUGGGACAACAUUGUCCACUUCCAUCUGAUGAAGGUACUACAGCUAGUAGAAGAGAAUGUAGAGGCUGCUCCUGUAAUUGGAGUCCUACAUCGGUUCUCUGCUAUUUGGUCCAACGCAAAGGCUUUCUCCUCUUUCCACAAUUCUGCUGGUCGCUGGCUGACUAUCUGGCUUUGGGCUUCCCUUUGUUAGCAACUGCCAUCACUGCAUUGCAGGCGGCCAGGGAAAGAGGUGCUCAUACAGUGAAAGGGCAGUCUGAUGAUCUUGGGAACCCGCACAUUAUCCACGCUGCAGGUGGGUACUUCUGGUGCAGCUAAAGGCAAGUGUUCUCUUAUUGCUGCCGUAGUGUCUUGUAUUGUGCAGAGAUGUUGUGUACACUUUAAGAUAGGGUUGGCUCCCACUUGAGUUAGGAGGUGUUCUCACUCUAAAGCAACCCCCAACCCCUGGAAAAGGUCCCUAGAAUUUUGUACAGCUGUCACUGCAGCUCUAUCUUUGAAAUGUGAAUUUUGUACUGUAGGAAAGGAGCCUUUUAUUUAUUAGCAAUCUUACAAUUUUGAGUGGGAGAUGGCAUUCAGCAUCACAGCACCCCUGCAAAAGAAGUCAUCCCCACUCCUGCUCUCAAUGUACAAACAUAUAAUUGAAGCUAAGGGAACAAGUGACUUUCCCUAGUUAAACUAGGAUUUGAUUCGAGGUGUUCAGCCCACGAUCGGUAUGCUGGCCCUCCGCCAUUCUGUUUUAAACUUUCCUGCGCCCAUGGAUGGUUUAUAGAUAAAUGCAUAAAAUAAAUGUCAAGCACACUAGCAGAGCAUUUCUGAGGAACCUGAUUUGGGUUUCUAACUCGCAUCACUGCUAAAGAACCAGUAAAUCUAGCUCCAGCCUGCUGCACAAGAAGUGAGAUAUGCCAGAUCUUCCAAGGGCCUCAUCAAGAUUUGUCCUGGGGCAUCUGUUUCCCUUUGCUUGCCCCUCUCUUUUUUUCAUCAUCUCUUCAUUCCACUCAAUCUUUAUUCAGACUAACAUUGCAAUCCUAUAUAUGACUACUCAGAAGUAAGUCCUGUUGCGCUCCAUGGGAAUUACUUCCAAGCAAGUGUGUUUAGAAUUGCAGCAUAACACCCUCAGUUGAGUUCUUGAUGGAUGUAAUGCCUUUAAUUACUAUUUUAGGUGCAUCAGUGUGAUGAAGCCAGUGCCCUAAUUCAACUCAGGUGACCAAAUCCACCACGUUUUCAGCCUUCACCCACCCACAACCAAUAGACUAAGUCGCUGUCACAGCCUCGGUAAUAAUGUUCCGAGAAAGGCUGUUGCAGGACAAACCAAGCCUGACACAGCCCAUUCCCUUAGAGUGCAAAUGAGGGGGGGAGAGAGAUGUAAUGAAGUUUUGAAUUAAAAUUUAAAAUGUGUGUGCGUGUGCGUGUAUAUAUAUAUAUGUUGUUACAAUCUAAUUCUUGUGCCCCAGUGGGGCACUGUAUAGUUAAACUGAAGGAGAUCAAACCAAUAUAAAAUACGGUUUUUACACAAGCAGUGCAAAAAUCAAAUGGGGAAAAUAUCGGACAUUUCUCACCAAGCAGAACAAUCUUUUGUGAAGCCUAUAUACAUCUCAGAUUGCUUUGUAAUUUUGUUUUUAGCCUUUUUAAUUAUUUUUUUAAUUAAAGAGGAGGAAGAGGAGAAGUCAAGAAGACAAUAAAAAUAAAUCAAAACAAAAAAACCCCUAUGGAAUUCUGAGAUAUCUCUGGUUCCAUAGGACUGUGGGCUGUUGCAUGACUGUGCUAGAGUUUAGUCUGAGUUGAUCUUUUUUAAAAAGAAAAAUGCAAGUGUUCAAUACUAGAGGUUUGUUUAGACCUUUUUAUUUUUGAAAUUUUGAAUUAAUUUGUCACUUCUUGUACAAGGGUGGGUGGGGGAAAGAAUGUCAAUGGUUUAUUUCUGGAAAAGGGUACCUUAAAGGACAGCUAAGUGUUGCUGCAUACAAAAUAGACCACAACAUUUCACUGAUUCCCCUUCCUUGGGCUUGGUUCAAAGUGUACUUGGGAGCAUAAAACUUUACAUAAUUGACACUAUGGAAAGAGGCAGAGGUGGGAUCUUUGGGCUUGGUGUAAGAGCAGCUCUAAACUUCCAGGAGCAGGUGACCAGAUCUUCCCUCUGUUCUGAUUUAAUUUGAGCCCACAUUCCUUAACGAAGAGCUGUCCACUUAGGCACCUCUUAUUUAGGCAUCUCAGCAAUAACAGUGAGUAACAGUGGGAAAGUUCAAUAGGAAAAAUAAAACUUUUAAAUGUCUUGCCUCAAAUAAGCAACUUUCUCUUAGGUUCUCCUUUUACAGUAAAAACACCAUAAGGUUGGAUAAAAUGCCAUCAGAGAUGGAUUAAUUUAAAGGACCUUCAGACGUGUCUUGGGAUGUACAUUCUUCUUGGAAGGCCUCAGUUCAUCACACCUCCUCAUCCUAAACUACUUACACACCUUGAAUCAAUGGAGUCAUCUACACUGUUCUGCAGCACGGCCAUGGGAAAGGAAGCUCUUGAGAAAAACAUCCCAGUACAGGGGACUUAAGAAAGGCAACUUUUUCCCCCAUGUCUAGGCUUUCUGCCAGGCAGAAAACUUUGGCUGAAAUAAUUGCAAGUUCACAAUUCACAUACCAGGAUGUAGGAUGGAUCUGGUUUGAGCAUCAGGUCGCUGAGAUUGGGUGCCUCCAGGUGUAGGUCUGCCAGCACUAUCCACUAAAAAGCAAAUGGACAGCAAUUCCAUCUUCUCCUCCUCAGCAGUUUUUCUACAGUAAGAAAACAAGGCAAAAGAAGUAAUGGGAAAACAUGGGAGAUUUGCAAAUAAAAGCCAUCUGAGCACACUAUAAAAUUCCAUGAAUGGGAUGGGAUGAUGGUGCAAUAAAAGUCUCAACUGGAAGCCCUUUCUGGACAUGGACACUCAACUCCAUGUUGGGUUCUUGCAUAGAAACUUGGUUCCAUCCCCGCCUCAAGGGCAGGAGCAAGCACGGCGGUGGCAGGGCCUGCGUUAGACACCCAGCAACUAUGUUUGCACAUGCAUGCAUGCAUAGACGAAUAGGAUAAAUUUGACCAUGGAAAGAUGGUGUUUUCCCUGGUUUUAGAGGGAUGUAGCCCUCUUUUUGUGGAGUGGGGCACAGCUGCCAGUGCAGAAACACAAGUGUGUGUGUGUAUGUUUGUGGGGAUACCUUUUACGUCUCUUGUACUGCCUUCAGCAAUCCUACUUCUGCCACAGAAACGGAGCCAGUGGCUUUGGAGACAAUGCCUGAAGCAGGAGAGAAACGCAGUGGCUUUUCCACAGGCAGUGAGAAGUAAAUGGUGAGCAGGCAGCAGAGCACAAAUGGUCAUGAUUCUGCUGAAAUCAGCAAAUGGUUUCUGUGAGAAAAUACCUUUCCAGUGUGCUUGCUGAUGGGUUCAUUUGGAAUAGUCCCAUGGAAUAAGUAGAGAAUCUCUUUGUAUUCUUGACUAUCCUUGGUAGAGCAGUUUUAAACCAUUUUUUUCCUUCUACAGGCCCAAGUUUCUUCUACAUUAGUUCUCUGGAUUUGCUUUUUUUGCUCGCUCAUUUCUCAUGGAGCAGCCAAAUGACAUGUUAAAUCAUUACAAGCCUGUCUUUUCUGUGUGUCCCUUUAUUUUGUUUUGCUGCAGACUUGCUUUGUGGCAAAGUUUCUUGGUAGAAAAACGCACCUUUAUGACUGGCUUUUCUAGGUGAGCAGCUGGAGUGUUACUGAGGUUUUUAAGAGCUCCUGUGCUGAUCAUUUAUUCUGUUUGUGGGUCUUCCCGUUUUAUGGUGCUGUGUUAAACCUGGCUUAAGCAUGAGUGGUCAGUUGUCUUUUAAUUGUCUCAGUGUGCAUUUCUACUGGGAGAAGGCUUCUAUCAGUGCCUUCCUCAGACUUUUUUUUUCUUUUACACUGACAGGAGAUCAUCCAUAAAAACUUCUUCCACCUCCCUAAGGGAACAGCAACUGAAACGGGGGCAUUCAAGACAGGCUGUUUAAGGGACAAUUAAUAUGCUAUUCAUCACUAAUUGUCAUACCUGAACUCAUCUGGAAGCAAUAAAACAGCCUGAAGGCUACAAAGAGAUGAACACUGGAAACCUUUGCUGAAUGAGAUUUCGUUAUAGAGGAGUUUAGUUCACGCUUCUGUGGAAUCUCUUAGUUCUGCUUCCAGAUCAUGGCAGAAAUCCAAGGUUUCAGUAGCACUAAAGGGUUCCAGUGUGGAAGCAACUCCGUUUGCUAAGGUUCCACUUUAUUCUUCCCCUCCCAAUCCAUCCUUGGUACGUUGAUACCAAUAUCGAUCUAUCCCUAUUGGGGGAGAAAUGUCAGUGGUUAUCUUGGAGCAUUCCCAUGCCCUGUGUGAACAGAAAAAGAAGCAUGAUUCAAGCAAAACACAUGGAAAACUUAAUGUGUGAAUGGGUGUUGUCAAUACAGAUAACCAUAGUGUGUGUUUUAAGCACCCAUGAAGAAGAUACUCUUCAAAACCUGUUAGGCCAGUAAAAUCUUUACUUCCAAGCACUUUUAAGUUUUUAUGCCCCUCCUCCAUUUUCUUGUUUUUGAGUCAGGCUUAUCUUGGUAAUGUAUAUAUGACUAAAUGUUCACUUCAGCAGUGGCUUUCUAAGGUGCCUCAGCAAACUGGACAUCAAUUUCAAAGCUGGAAAUGCCUACUGUGGCCAGCCAGACAGCUUUUAGCCUCCGGGUGCUCACCCUACCUAUGUUUUGCUAAAGUCUAACUUAAUAGCCAUCUUUGAGGUCCAUAUAUUUACUGAGUUCCGGACUGGAACAGGUCGAGGGCUGUUUCCUUCUUGCUGUGUUUGUAAAUGGCCCAGAAAUACCUGCUUGGCUCCUGUUGGGCUAAAUGCUGGCCUGGAUGGGCAUUUGGUCUUAACCCAGCAAAGCAGUUCUUAUGCCUCUAACCAGUGCUUCCUUUAGCCUUUCCAUGGCCUUUUGCUACGUGCGAAGCUACCCUGUCUUUCCACUUACUUACCUUUAAGGUUGUAUCUACAUUCUACAUUCUGAUACAACCUGUGACCGCAUCUCUAUUACAAGUGUGCUGAACAGUGUGAGAAGAGGUGGGAUGUCACUGCUUUCCACAAGUUUAAAUAUUUUAUUAGCACUCUCAUCUGGUUUUACAUACCUACAAACGCCAUCUCAGGAUAAUAGUGCUGAAUGACAGCAGUGCUGACUCCCCUGGUGUUUGUACAGCGUUGCUGGACUUUGAAUUUGUGCAUUCAUAUAAUUAGCACUAGAGAAGGUCUUUUGAUGUCAUUUUGAUGCUCACAUGAGAAAGAAAACUUUUUAAAAGAGUCUGUUAACCCUUUGGGACCGGGUAGGAGUUUACUGAGGCCCCAUGAUGUCAUGGCCUCUAACAACUGAUGAUUUGACAAAAUUAAAUAGCAAUUAAACCUUAAACAUCAAAGUGUAGGAUUUAAAAUGGCAGGAAGCCUACAGUGAGGAGAGAUAGGUGUUUAGAAACAACCUGUAAAGUGGAUGUUUUAAAAAAACAGUCUAAAGCAGGACUGAGGACAAACGACCACUUGCUCAUUCCCCUUUGCCCAAGUGAUGAUAGGCAUAGAUAGCCAAGGCUUCCUAACAGCACCUAAUUAGCAGCAGGUGCCUAUGUUGGAAAAAGGAUUUCUGUUGUCCAUUAUUGCUUAUUUUCUACAUUUACAGCCAAGCACCAUGACAGACCAUUCUCAUCCAUAUUAUCUGUAAUCCCCUACCAGCAAACAGGAUUGCAGUAUUAACAUCUACAUAAAGGCUAUUACUUGAGAGUUCCCUACCAAGAGAGACAUGUGAAUCUAUCUUCUGUGCUUUAGGUGCUAUUUCAGUUUUUCACAUCCAUUAUUAAAAGCGCUUAAUCAUACUUCACCACCUCCCUUCUAUCCUCAAUUCCACAUUGCUCAUAACCUCAACUAGCGGUGCUGUCUAAAAACAUCUCAGGAAUAGGAUUGAAGGAACACCUGUGUAGAGAUGUUGAAUGUUUCAGCUUCUGAACAGAGCUAGGCUCAGUGCCAUGUACAAGAACCUUGGGUAUCCAUGGAGUACUCCUUUCCCCAUGCCAACUUCAUACCUUGGAUGGUUUGUGCAAGGCAGCCAGUGUUGGGCCUUCGUUCAUCUUCAGACAGGUCAGAGAGGUCAGCGCAAAGCAUGUUAUGGGUGGACGUGGUACGCUUCUGUUGGACAUCCAAUUCCAGGAAAGAGUGUGUUCGGGGAGCAUCCACAAUGUCGUGGAAUAUGAAGGUUUAGGAUGAAAAGCAGACUGGAGAGUGAAGCUAGCAGGUGGUACUCUAAAAAGGAUGUUGAACAAGACCUUUCCCCACUGCAGUUUUCCUCUGCUCUGGGCACUUCCAUUUCUUAGGUUUAAAAUGCAUACAGCCUUGCAGGAUCCUACCUCUCUCUCUUCCGAAGAAUGUCAAGGCCACCAUUAGCUGUCCUUUAAGAAAGGGAAAGGGGGCAUGGGAGGGGAGGAGGAGAGAAAAUAAGAAACAAAGAAUUUUAAUAGUAAAAUUUUAAAAAAGAAAAAAUCAUGAUAACUUUAUGUGAUUGUUUCAAACUUGAAGCAACUGUGCCAGUGUGGCAGGUCGGCACCCUUUGAUUGUGUAAAUAUCCUGCUAUUUCCUAUUUUAAUGUUCUUCAGAUUUAGUACUUGUAAAUAAACACACGCAUCAAGGAGAGAUUAAACAUUUUUGCUAAAUAGUG
Messenger RNA from Varanus komodoensis (Komodo dragon), 18182 nucleotides. RefSeq names its product plexin A1 (gene PLXNA1). Bases 5222 to 9403 code for a protein of 1393 amino acids. Lineage: Eukaryota; Metazoa; Chordata; Lepidosauria; Squamata; Varanidae. Gene Ontology annotation, molecular function: semaphorin receptor activity; protein binding. The transcript has 30 exons. The record is from RefSeq and is a predicted model, not a curated record. Gene Ontology annotation, biological process: regulation of cell migration; negative regulation of cell adhesion; positive regulation of axonogenesis. Gene Ontology annotation, cellular component: semaphorin receptor complex.